Penaeus vannamei (Pacific white shrimp) is the source of this 444-nucleotide messenger RNA. RefSeq lists its product as uncharacterized. NCBI's taxonomy places the organism in Eukaryota, Metazoa, Arthropoda, Malacostraca, Decapoda, Penaeidae. The record is from RefSeq and is a predicted model, not a curated record.
AUGGCCUGUACUGGACACAAGUCAUCGUCUGUCAACAUGAAGCUCCUGGUCCUAGUAUUCGUGGCUGCCGUGUCUGCUGCCCCACUCGGCUAUGACCUACAACCACCCUCUGGUCCAUAUUUUCAUCAUGGUUUCUGCGCUCACGGAUUAGUGCCACACGUGGAUGGUAGUUGUGUUACUCCUCAUGUAUAUCAACGGGCAUUUAUCUACGACGCUCCAAGAAGGGUAAACUAUUUUAGGCGGCCACACUACAUUCCGCAACCUAAAGUGGAACGCAAUGUGGUUUUCGUGAGGCUGCCUGAAGAUGACCAGGGACCUGAUCCGAUCAUCGUACCUCCUCCACAGCAGCAACAGGUCGUGUACGUCCUCAACAAGCAAACGGAGGAGGACCAGCGAGUGAUCGAAGUGGCAGGCCGCCGACGGAGCCCGAAGUGGUGUUCGUGA